Messenger RNA from Formica exsecta, 984 nucleotides. RefSeq names its product dihydrofolate reductase (gene Dhfr). Gene Ontology annotation, molecular function: NADP binding; dihydrofolate reductase activity. The transcript is spliced from 6 exons. NCBI's taxonomy places the organism in Eukaryota, Metazoa, Arthropoda, Insecta, Hymenoptera, Formicidae. The record is from RefSeq and is a predicted model, not a curated record. Gene Ontology annotation, biological process: tetrahydrofolate biosynthetic process; glycine biosynthetic process; folic acid metabolic process. Gene Ontology annotation, cellular component: mitochondrion. Bases 261 to 854 code for a protein of 197 amino acids.
AAAAGUGGAUGCACGGCGCUGCUCUACGGCCUAGAAAAAGCGUCCCACGAAAGUCGCCAGCAUUGCCUCUCUCAGGCUUCUCUCUGCGGAAAAUGUGCACAUAAAUUAUUAAAAAUAGCUACUUUCGAUAACUAAUACUGUAUUCAAUUAAAGCAGUUUGAAUUGCAUUUGGAAUAAAUUAAUUUUUUUAUCGAUAUAUAUUCGCCUCAAAAUAUGUUCAUGUGAAUUGUGAAUAAACAUCUGCAGGAGCUGGACAUAAAAUGGCGUAUCGAUUGUUGUAUCAUUAUUAUUCAAGUGUCAGAAUGCUACCUAAAUUGGAAUUAAUUGCCGCAGCAUGUGAAAAUAUGGGUAUUGGAAUAAAUGGUGAUUUACCCUGGCGUUUGAAGACUGAAAUGGCGUUCUUUACACGGAUGACAACUGACACAAAGGAUAAAAAUAAAAAGAAUGUCGUACUUAUGGGCCGGCGCACGUGGGAUUGUAUCCCCGAAAAAUACCGACCUUUAAAGGAUCGCAUAAACAUGGUGUUAACGUCACAAUCAUUAGAUUAUGGAGAUAAGGCAAUAACAUGCAAAAGUAUACCACAUGCUAUCGAAGUGCUUACAGAAAUGCAAAAUCAAAUAGAAAGGGUAUGGGUAAUAGGAGGAAGUAGCGUGUACAAGGUAUCUUGUGGCGCCAUGGAAUCCCCGUAUUUUGGACGAUUGUAUUUGACGCGUAUAAAGAAAGAAUUUGAAUGUGAUACAUUCUUUCCCCCUAUUCCAAAUAACUUUGUAUUGAUAAAGGAUCCAACUGUACCACAAGAUAUCCAAGAAGAAAAAGGAAUAAAAUUUGUAUAUGAAGUAUAUGAAAAAAGAUAAUUACCAGAUACCUCAAUAUUUUAGUUAGUGAAGUUAUUCAUGACAGAAAGAGAGACACUAUUUUUAUAAAAUAUUUUCUUUGCUAUGUAUCUAUAGUAUCUAAUAAAAACAUGAAACAUUGUGACAAACA